Dimorphilus gyrociliatus is the source of this 3464-nucleotide messenger RNA. NCBI's taxonomy places the organism in Eukaryota, Metazoa, Annelida, Polychaeta, Dinophilidae. The record is from the annotation of a GenBank genome assembly.
ACAUACCUAGAACUCUAUAUCUCUCAGUUCGUUACCUUUUACAGAGAGAAAUGGAACAAGAAAUUUGCAUUAUUGAUGCCUUCGCCCAUGGUCCUUUUACCGGCAAUCAGGCGGCUAUUUGUCCCUUAAAAUUUGAUCAGGACUACGAUGAUACUUUUCUAUUAAAUAUUGCUCGGGAAAUGAACCUAUCAGAAACAGCUUACAUUAAAAUAUUAAAGGAUGGCGAUACCUUUGACAAAUCUUCAAAGUUCGGUCUUAGAUGGUUUACUCCUGAAACAGAAGUACCUUUGUGUGGUCAUGCAACUUUGGCGAGUGCUGCUUCUCUUUUCUACACACUGGGAAAUAAGAACGAAGAAAUUGAAUUCGUCACAAGAAAGAGUGGUAGUUUGUUUGCAAGAAAGCAUGGAGAAGGUAUAACUAUUUCAUUGCCUUUGGAUAAAACAUUGGAAAGAAUUGAGAGUAUUGAAGGAGAUUGGAAGAUAGUAUGCGAUGAAGUUUCGGGUAAUUUACCUAUUGAAGGCGUCUAUUUAUCAAAGAAUCUGAAAUAUGGACUUGUUCACCUAAAGGAUUCAGUUAGUGCUGAAGAGUUUGAAGCUUUUACGCCAAAUUUUCAUAGGCUACUAAAUACAAGCGUUACUGAAUGGAUAUCAGUGACAAUGAAAGGAGACAAAUUCAAGGAUAAAGAAGGCAAAAGCUAUGAUUUUGUUUCGCGAAUGUUUGCUCCUUGGUUAGGAGUAAAUGAAGAUCCCGUUACUGGUUCAGCACAUACGACUCUUAGUAGUUUUUGGUCUGACAUCUUGAAUAAAAAGAAAAUGAGAGCAAGACAAGGCAGAGCAAGAAAAGGCACCGUAAACAUAAGUGUCUUAGAUGACCGUGUAGAGUUAACUGGGAAUGCUCAGGUCACGUUGAAAGGUCACCUUCUACUAUAGAUGUGAUACACAAUACAUUUAGUAUCUUUAAUCUUAACAUAAGCCUAUAACCAGCUCUUGUUCUACAAUUGAGUAAGUUGAGGAAUACAAUGCGUUCUAUCGUUAGUUUUUCUCAUUUACGAUCAUUCGGCAAACCAUGCCAAACAAAGCGACCUUUUGCUAAAAAGCCAGUGCGUCUUUAGGCCUAACCUUAAACGGGUUGAUACGUCUCUUUUACAAGCUCAAUGGAGACGGUCACUGUAUUAAAUCUAUUCGCCCUGUACUAAAGUAUGACGUCAGUUUUUUUGUACUCUGCAAAAUAAUGCAUUCUUUUUCUCCUUCAUUGAUCUACAACUGGAUAUUGUAAGAAAACGAUUCUCUUAUGAUAACAAUGAAAACCAAGUAGGGGGUUGGUAAGAAUCAACGACUCAAUCUACUAACAAACCUGUCUAAUUAUGUUUUAAAACCGUACAAGAGUAGUUUUCAUUUCAAUUUUACAUGCUUCUCAACUUCAAAAUCGUGACAAAGGAAAAGAAGUAUAUAGAUAUAGUAUCUAGGAAAUAAAAAAGGAAGAAAACUUAUAGGAAAGGCGGAAGAUUUGAAAUUCUAGGAUUUACUACUUAGUCCUGUAAUUAGAGAUAUUAGAAAUUCCAUUUUGACACAAAUAAGGAAAUGAGAAUAACUUAUUGGCUAUAAAAUGUUCAGUUUCUUUCUUUUGGUAAGACAUCGUUGAAGAGAUGUCAAAAGGUAUUAAAAGAGAAAUUACAAUGGAAAGCGACUGAUAUAUCACAUCUAAGAGACGCCACCUAGUUAAGAAUUCUGAACUACGCGAAUAAUAAAAUUUUUGCACGUAUAUAAAACUGAUCGUAUAAAGAAGUAAGGUUCAUAAUAAUUCUUUUUUUUCUUUAGCCCAUUGUCUGUUUCUUCCCUUCCGUUCACUAGCCUAGCUUUUAUCUAUUUAGAAAAAGAUACGGGUAGGAAUUUCCCGCCGCAUCUUAUCUAAAAAGCCGACUAAAUUGAGAGUGUAGCAACAAAUUAGGCUUAUCUGCGAAACAUCUGGCAGCUAGCGCCCGGCAACGGCGUUCGAAUUGUUUACGUAAAUCGCAGCACCUGUUCAUUGAUUAAUCCUGUAGAAUAUACGCGCUAUAUCCAUUAUUGUGCCGUAUGUAUAUAUACAUAGAUAAAACAGCUGUUCUAUAUCACAGAUCCGGUAUAAAAAAGAAUGAAAAUCAAUUGAAAGAGCUAGUUCAAUGACGGCGUUUAGCUCUGCCUUCCGCUUGAAUAGUUCUUGUACACAUAUCGACACAUUCGGCAAAGUCUGGCUUUUCGUCGUGCUCGUCUCCUGCUAGGCGGGCUAGGGCGAGAAUAUAUGAGGAAGCUAUCCGUAGAAUGGCCAAUUUUGAUAAUUUUUGAUUGUAGGAAUAAGAUGGCACGGCUCUUCUAAGAGUUUCAAAGGCAGCACUAAUUGUGUGAACUCUGGAUCGUUCCCUAGCGUUUGCUUCGACUCGACGUUCCCUUGUCAUAUUUUUGUAAUUUUUUCUUGAUCUUUUACUAUUUGUAGCGACUUCUUCCCAACAUCUUUCUUUGUUUCCUUCAUCUUCCAUAUCGUCUUCCUGCUCUAACCUAAUACGUUUCCUCGGUUCACUCAUCUUACGCUUGUUACGGCGUUGUACUUCUUCCAUUUUCUGACGGUCGAGUGUGCCAGGUGCAGAACAGAUAAGCCAGGCGCCACCUGCAACCGAACCGACCGAGCUUAACAGGUGCUGCAGCACGGUUCCAGAUCAAUGCCAUAACUACCUCUUGACUACUGCCAGCUGCGCGACUCUGCUUUCAGCCUACAUAAUACGCUCUAUAUGGGUGCGGCUUUAUUAUUAUAAUAUUUUCUCUCUUAGAUUCAAAUACUAGAUAAAAAGUGUAUUUAAAAUAAGAUGAGAUUCCCUUCUUUAGUUUUCGGUUCCCUUUUCUUAGUGACCUCCUGCCAAGAAAAAGCUGGUGUAAUCCUAUAUACGUUGGCAAGUCGAACCCUCCGACCGCCUAAUGCCAACCAGAUGGACAGCUUUUACUAGGUGGCCAAGUCGAUUUGGUAAGUGGAAGAAAGAUGCAAGGAGGGUUCCAUUACUUUGAAAUACUGUCGAUAGAUACGCCAUCUUUUGAACUCCCAUGCGAUAACUGCAGGUGGCGAUAUUCAACUCGUGUAUAAUGAGUGGGUCGGCAAUAUUUAGUUUAGCAACACCAUAAAAAUCAUCUAGACGCCUGACACCACCAGUCCAAGUAUUGGAAGCCUUAUGAUGUCCUUCACGGCAAUCCACGCAGAUCGUAAGAACGCAGAAGAGUGAGCCGUACUACCUUCGUCAAGUGCAUCUCCUACUACAACAACAAUUUCCGGUUUGAAGAAAGUUAUCACAGUUUCAAAUGUUCUUCUAACAUAUCUUUUUGGAAGGGAAGAAAAAAAAAUGAAAGAAUAAGCUUAAACUUUUAUUUCUUUUAAUUUUUCUUUAAAGUUUUUUUUUUAUAAAAACAAAGAAAAUAAUUGAAAAACUAUGAAAAUAAAUACGA